UUCAAUUUCAAAUCACGGCGUCAUUUUGUAGCGGUAUAUUAUUUAGAAAAGUGUAAAAACUGUGAUAAAUAAAAUAAUGAUGAAUAAAAAAUUGAUCAAAAGAACGUAAUGUGUAAGAUUUGACAAUUCAUUGUCUGCGAAUAAAAAUUAAAGUGAUACGUAUAUUGUAUAAAUAAUUAAUAGAAUUUCUAGUAGGUAACUAGUUUCAAGAAAUACUUACGAUGAUUUUUUCGGAACCAUUGCUUUUUGCAAUUUGUAUGGUAGAUACUGCGGCUAUUCUAUUUUUACUAGUUUAUUAUCUAAUUACAUUAUCCGAUUUGGAAUGUGAUUAUUUAAAUGCUCAACAAUGUUGUGCAAAAUUAAAUACAUGGGUGGGUCCAAAAAUAGUAUGCCAUGGUUUUGCAUCAUUUUUACUUCUAAUCCAUGGUCAAUGGCUGUGUUUUCUAUUAAACAUACCAAUGUCGUUAUGGAUGAGUUAUGAAAUAUUAUUGAUACCAAAGGGUAAUAUUGGUGUGUAUGAUCCAACUGAAAUACAUAAUCGCGGCCAAUUAAAGAAACAUAUGAGAGAUUGUAUGAUUAAUUUAGGAUUUUAUUUAAUAUUAUUUUUUAUUUACCUUUACUGCCUUAUUAUUGCUCUACUAAAAAUCGAUCCACUAAAAACUGAUGAUGAUAAUUCAAUGCCAGAUUAUUAAAAUGGAAGUGAGUUGUGGCUCGACAGGCUCUAGUCAUCUAUUUAAUUUUUUAAGAUAUGAAAAUAUUAAUUUUAAG
Messenger RNA from Chrysoperla carnea, 768 nucleotides. RefSeq names its product protein cornichon homolog 4 (gene cnir). The record is from RefSeq and is a predicted model, not a curated record. The transcript is spliced from 4 exons. Gene Ontology annotation, cellular component: endoplasmic reticulum membrane; COPII-coated ER to Golgi transport vesicle. Gene Ontology annotation, biological process: endoplasmic reticulum to Golgi vesicle-mediated transport. The coding region runs from base 222 to 692 and encodes 156 amino acids. Lineage: Eukaryota; Metazoa; Arthropoda; Insecta; Neuroptera; Chrysopidae.